CAGUGAACGGAAGUGAACGUGUAAAUGAUGUCGCGCUAAAUAAUUUCGCGAAAAUAAUUUAAAAAAGCGUGCGAAAAUGCAGAAUAAUUUCAUCACUAAAACUAAAUUCAAACUAUUAAACAUUUUCGAUAUAAAAUAAUAUCUAUGUGAUUUUGAACUUAAAACCACGUGCCCCAAAUAAAAAGUAGAUUUUGUGAUUCGCGAAAGUUUUUAUUUUGCAUCGCUGUUCUAAUGUAAUGGCGAAAGAUGCGUUUCUCAGGCGAGAAUUUUGUGUUACUUGCGAGUGUAUUGUUCUGCGUCAACGGAGGUGAAAAUGAUAUCUAUAGUGGCCAUUCCUUGGAGCUAACCCAGUCCUCGAACUUGGCCCGUCAGGAGCUCGUGCAAGAGACUUGUAACCGACUCUCUUUGAAUUGGAAUUUGGACGAUCUUCCUCCGAGCCUCUUGGAGCACAUUUUAGUCGACGAUGAGCACAAACUCCUCUAUUGUUACGUUCCUAAGGUAGCAUGCACAAACUGGAAAAGAAUACUCAUGAUAUUGGAAGGAAAAUGGAAUGACACAGAUGUUCUUUCUGUACCGGCGAGCCUCGCACAUUCACCCGGAAUGUUCAGAAACCUCAGUAUGGUAUCAAUGGAAGAGAGAAAUAUCAUGUUGGAAAAUUAUCACAAGAUGAUCAUAGUCCGGAAUCCAUUUGAGAGGCUGUUAUCCGCUUAUAGAAAUAAGUUAGAAGGUGACCUGCCCAGUGCAAAGUAUUUUCAAGAUCGUGUCGGAAGACGCAUCAUAAAGGCGUUCCGAGAAAAUCCAUCGAACGAGUCCUUAGAAUACGGCCAUGACGUCACAUUCAAGGAGUUCGCGCUAUUCCUAACGAACAAGUCAAAAGAUCUAGCUGAUAUAGUAAACAACGAGCAUUGGCAGCCAGUCACAACCCUGUGCCAUCCAUGCCUUAUUAAAUAUACAUUAGUUGGUAAAUACGAAACGCUACUAGACGACUCCCUGCUCGCUCUACACACGAUCAACGCAUCGCACAUCCAGUUCCCGCGCCUGGCGCACACUUCAGGCACCUCCGAAAAGCUGCGCAAGUAUUUCUCACAGCUAGACCUACCUCUAAUAAGAAAACUGUACAAAUUGUAUAAAUACGACUUUAAGAUAUUUAAUUAUGAUCUAGAUAAUAUUGUUGGCUACGAUCUCGGUUAAUUGUUGAGUUCGUACAUUGCGCACACUUACGACAAGACAGUCGCAAAAUGCGUCAGUAAAUUAUUUACCGAUCUUACCGGUCAGUAGAGAAAUAUAGUCUCGAUAAAGUACACCUUUAUAUGAGUUACACAUUGAUGACAAAAGCAAGUACUCAAUAAAGCAUUUGAUGGCCUGUGUCCAGAAGUUUACAUAUUGGCUAAUAUUUUUACCCGAUUUUUGUUUAAGCUCAUUUGUACUCGAAUAAUACUUAUUUUAUUAUAAGAAUUACAUUGAUUUACCGAAAACUGGAGGAGGGAAGGGCUCACAAAGGGUUUUAUAGUGCGCAGGAAAGCCUCAAAAAUACCUUACCAGUUAUGAAAUUGUUGUCAACCUAUAGACGUCCACUGCUGGACACAGGUCUCUUAUAGAGACUUCCACAUGGCUUGGUCUUGCCGCCUGGAUCAGCGGCUCCCUGCAACUCGUUAGAUAUCGUCUGUUCACCUCGAGGAGGUCUGCCAACGCUAUGCUUUCUGGUGCGAGGUUGCUGUACCAGCACCUUGGGACCCUAAGAUCUAUCGGUUCUACAAAUUAUGUGGGGUGCCUACCUUAGCUUCGAAACCCGUUGGGCUAUAUUGUUUACUCUGGUUCUUCUACGGACUCCUUAACCCUGAUUUGAUUAGAAAAUAGCACCUACAACUAGUAAUACUUUAAUAAAUCACAGCAAAGUAUACUUUUGACAACCUACGAAAUAGCACACUUACGACCAAAAAAAAGCAAAACAUCGCGAAAUGAUUUCAAAUAAAUUAACCAACUUGUUUUUAUUGGAUUGACUUACGUUGCGAUAACCUUAACUGAUACUUGAAUGAUAUAUUUUUUUGUUAAUUUACCCACCUCAUAUUUCAAAUAGUAUCAUAAUAUAUUUUGUUGUUUUUUAUCACUAGGUCACCGGUCUUGACAUUAAAAUUUUGUAACCAGAAAUUUCCAACAUUUUUUCUGUACAUUGUAAGCUUUUGCUAACGUUCAUUACAAGAAAAAGUUUUACUAAGUUUCUUACGUAAGUCAAAGGGAACAUUCCAGAAAUUGUAUAGAUAAAUAGGUGUUUUCAAUUUUUCUCUGCAGAAGACUUAAUUAAAAACAGUAGUCUAGAAAAUGAGGGCUUUCGUUAUCAUAGCAUCUAACCGAGGUUAAAUUUUGGAGUGCACUUAUCAUCAGACGCAAGUAUACGGUGGCCUCUCUACGAACAUAAUAAAUAAGCGUCUGUUUGCAUGUUAAUUAGUAUUUAGGUUUUAAUUAAUUAAUGUCAAGAUUUCAUUGUCCUUUUGAAUUCCUAUUUCACAAUAUUUUUAUAUUGUUUAAUACCAUGUGUGCAUAUUAUCUUUUAAUAUGCUUCGAUCUAAGUGAUAUAUUUAUUUAACUUAUAAAGUUAAAACCAGUUGUAUUUAAGCUUUAAUUCUAAGUAUAUAGAAUAUUUCGUAUACAACAAAGUAUAUUUUUAUUAGAUAUCAGAUAUAAAUUGCACGAAAAUCAUGCCAACAAUAUAAUCUUAGGCGUUUAAGUAACUUUUAAUAAAAUCAGCAAUAAAGAUAUAUUUUUUAAAAUGUUCUAAUAUCAAUUAAUAUUGAGGUAGACAUUAGUAUUACAGUUUUUAUGAGUAUAUAAUGCAGAACAUUUUAUGCCUGGAGUAUAAAAAAAUUUCAAAAGAUUAACUUCAAAAACACGAGUGAGCAUAAUAAAAGAAACUAGAAAUCCAAGUGUGAAGCUCGCCCGACUUCAUACAUAUACAUUACACGUGUAGAAACAAAAAUUAUUUUUUUACUUUUAAGUGUUUGU
Messenger RNA from Maniola jurtina (meadow brown), 3000 nucleotides. RefSeq names its product carbohydrate sulfotransferase 11. Bases 247 to 1191 code for a protein of 314 amino acids. Gene Ontology annotation, cellular component: membrane. The record is from RefSeq and is a predicted model, not a curated record. Gene Ontology annotation, molecular function: sulfotransferase activity. The transcript has 4 exons. Lineage: Eukaryota; Metazoa; Arthropoda; Insecta; Lepidoptera; Nymphalidae. Gene Ontology annotation, biological process: carbohydrate biosynthetic process.